AUGAUUCAACCUGGAUUAUUCCUUCAUCGUGAGAGUGUUGCCAACAAUGCUCAAGUUGCAAACAUGUUUUUGGAGAUGGAUUUGACGAUUGCAAAUGACAGACUUGAACAUUGCCAAUCUUACUUUUCCCAAAUUCAACAAGAUUUACACGCUCCCUUUAUGGUUGUUUUACCAACCAAUCUCCAUGAUGGGGAAGAGGUUGUGGUUCAAGAUCAUGUGCAAGUUCGAUUAAUGCUCUCAUUUUCUUAUUGCAAAGAAACGAGUAGUAAGAAUUUAUCAGCACUCUGCCAAGAAUGUGAAGAAUCAUUGAAGGGAAGAAUUAUUGUAUUUGGUGAGGGUGGUGCUGGUAGUAGUGACAAUGAGGAUGGUGGUGAUCCAUCCACUUCAUUCGCUCAACAAUUUAUGGAUCUCUCUGGCUUGUCAUCAUCAUUGAAUUCCAAUCUCACCAUACUCGAUGGUAAAUUAGCUGAGAAGAACAACACUCUUGCCGGUUUUAUUUUACACCCUCUUUACAACAAGCUUAUUAUGAAUGAACAACUCAAUUUCAAGCCGUAA
Molecule: messenger RNA, 555 nt
Organism: Naegleria lovaniensis
Lineage: Eukaryota; Heterolobosea; Eutetramitea; Acrasida; Naegleriidae
Exons: 1
Coding region: 1-555 (184 amino acids)
Source: RefSeq, a predicted model, not a curated record